AUGACGGAAAAUAAUAAAAAAAGAAAAAUUUUUGAAUCAGCAAGUUCUAACAAUGACAAACCAAAAAACAAAAGAAAAGUUUUAUCAUGGGGCGAGAAAAAACAACUGUGUGAAUUCUAUCAAGAAAAUCCUUCAAUUACCUAUAGAGAACUUGGUAAAAGGUUUGGUAAUAUAGCCGAGAACACUGUAUGUGACAUUUUGAAAAAAAAGGAGAAAUGGUUGAAAGUGGACAUGAGCUCGAACGAUGCAAUGAAACAAAAAGAUAAAACUGCUAAAUAUCCUGAGCUUGAAAACGCCCUCAUCCUAUGGAUGUCGCAUGCUGCAUCUGUCAACAAAAGUAUCAAAGGUGAUGUUAUACUUGAUAAAGCGAAAAGUUUUGCUCAAUUGUUGGGGAUUAACGAUUUCAAAGGUGUUGGUAAUAUAGUUAGAAACAGCGAAGUUAUUCGCAGAUCACCUGAAGAAUUAAUUAACCUCGAGAGAAAAAAAUUACAAGAUAUUAUUAAAAAUUAUCCACUUGAAGAUGUCUUUAACUGUAACGAAUUUGUUCCUGUUGGAGGUAGCAUAGGAGAGAAUGUGGAAGGUAGCGAUAUUGAUAGUAGUACGGAAAUCACAGAGAUUGCUUCCAUAUAA
Messenger RNA from Entrophospora candida, 630 nucleotides. NCBI's taxonomy places the organism in Eukaryota, Fungi, Glomeromycota, Glomeromycetes, Entrophosporales, Entrophosporaceae. The record is from the annotation of a GenBank genome assembly.